Messenger RNA from Podospora pseudopauciseta, 927 nucleotides. RefSeq lists its product as uncharacterized. The record is from RefSeq and is a predicted model, not a curated record. The transcript is spliced from 4 exons. Bases 1 to 927 code for a protein of 308 amino acids. Lineage: Eukaryota; Fungi; Ascomycota; Sordariomycetes; Sordariales; Podosporaceae.
AUGAAUCGUGGCCGGUUGGACGAUCAUAUCUGCAGGGCUGCCAUGACCAGGAGGCCGUUCCCGACUCUGGUUUUGUGGCAAGUGUUUGAUUGUUGGAUGGCCUAUCCUGAAGCCUUUAUGCCUUGGGACGUCGACCCGAGCAAAGUACAGGUCCCCGAAGUAUCUGAAACAGCAAGAGGUCUCAGACCACUCGAGCCCUACGAUAACAGAGACACGAUGGUCCAUUAUGACAUCGACCCAUUGAAUAGAAAGGAACAAUUCUCUGAAGAAUGGGAUUACAUCAACGGAAACCCAAGAACGAUCAAAUCCGAGACGGCUGGAAAUUUCAACUGGUGGACUAACCUGUAUCAAAUCGCACUUGUAAUCUGGCAAAUGGUGUCCCUCUGUCACGCAGAACUUCCACCCUCGCCUGAAAAGAUCACGAUCAAAAUGCUCGACGGCACCGAAACGACCGCAUAUGGCUUUGGUGGCUACAUCCUCAACGACAAGAAGUUCAAGCACAUCGACCGUGACCUCCGCGAGCUGAUCAAUCAGUGCAUGCUUCAUGUUCCCGUCAAGCGCCCGACGAUGGAGCAGCUUGAGAACCUUCUCCGAAGCAAGACAAACAUCCAGGGCGUGGACCCGCAAAACCAGGAACAGGCGGAGACACAGAGAUACUGUGAAUGGCUGUUCAGGGGGACUCCGGCGCCCAAACCGGCGCAGCCAGUUGACCACAAACUACCGGCUGGGCUGAGGGGUUGGACAGUCAAGAAUGUGGUGGAGGAGCAAAAGAUUUGGUUGGAGACGCCCGAGAAGGCAGCAAGAAGGAAGGCACUGAAUAAGGCUGCACAGACGAGGCACAUGAACCCGGGGAGGGUGCUGGCAAAUAGGAUUGGGAUUGUGAGGGAGGUGAGGAAUUUAUGGGGGGAUUACUUCAAGAGGAAGUGA